AUGAAUUACUUCACAAUUAAGCAAGCAUAUUAUACUGGAAACUUUCCACAAACUCUACAGGAAAUUGCCAAGUUCAAUAAAAUUUCUGAUGACACGUUAUUGUUCUACAAACAUAGUGCGAGCUUGAAAUUGGGACAAUUGACUCAAGAUCUAGGCUCCAGCAAUCUCGAUAAAGCUUUUGCUGCCUAUAAGGUGUUUUUGGAGACUAGAGAGAUUUCUCAAUUAGAGAAAACAGUUUCUAUUGAAACUGGUUCUCCAUUUGAACUAUAUCUUUUUGCCAGCGCACAAGCUAUACGGGAGGACUUUGAAGCCGGCCUGCAAAUUUGUGUUUCCGGUAUCGAUAGUGACGAACAGUUGGGUACUCCAGAACUAUUACUAUUAGCAGUCGAGAUCUCAUUGAUGAACAAUCAGUUUUCUACUGCUACGACCAUUCUCGAAAACUACACAAGCGCGAACGAGGAUGAGAUAUCUGGCGAGGACGAACUCAUCUUAAAUCUUGCUGAAUCAUAUGUUAAGUUUGCAACUAACCAAGAGACAACAAGAUCAAAUUUCUACUAUUUCGAGGAACUGUCCCAAACUUUCCCAACUUGGAAGACUCAGCUAGGUCUUUUGAACAUGCAUUUGCAACAAAAUAACGUUCCGGAGGCUCAAUCAAUCGUGGACGUCUUGGAAUCAGAAUACUAUACUGAGGAGCAAAAAGAUUUGGCUAAAUUAUACAGACCGUCUUUCCUCGCUAGUAAGAUCACACUAUCUAUUUUGCAAAACAGUCAAGAUACUCAACCAUUAAGAUCUGAAUUAGCCACCUUAGACCCAGCGAACGUUUUCUGCAAGAAGCACAAUGAAACGCAGGCAAAAUUCGAUGAAGUGGUCGCUAAAUACAGCUCCUGA
Zygotorulaspora mrakii is the source of this 888-nucleotide messenger RNA. RefSeq names its product coatomer subunit epsilon (gene SEC28). The record is from RefSeq and is a predicted model, not a curated record. Lineage: Eukaryota; Fungi; Ascomycota; Saccharomycetes; Saccharomycetales; Saccharomycetaceae. Gene Ontology annotation, biological process: endoplasmic reticulum to Golgi vesicle-mediated transport; intra-Golgi vesicle-mediated transport; retrograde vesicle-mediated transport, Golgi to endoplasmic reticulum. The transcript has a single exon. Gene Ontology annotation, molecular function: protein binding; structural molecule activity. Gene Ontology annotation, cellular component: COPI vesicle coat. The coding region runs from base 1 to 888 and encodes 295 amino acids.